Messenger RNA from Spodoptera exigua (beet armyworm), 1308 nucleotides. The record is from the annotation of a GenBank genome assembly. NCBI's taxonomy places the organism in Eukaryota, Metazoa, Arthropoda, Insecta, Lepidoptera, Noctuidae.
AUGAAGCUACAAGUAAGAAGCCUUCGCAAAACGAAAAACGGUGGCGUUAUCAUCAGCACGGAAUCGAAGGGUGAUAUCGAGAAGUUGCGCCAAUCAACGCAAUUAUCUAGCUCAGGACUUUCCGUAGAUGAGCCCAAAAAAAGGAAUCCGCGUGUAGUCAUCAUCGGUGUCCCAUCUACUAUGCCCGACAAUGAAGCCCUAACAUGUCUAUACCAUCAGAAUCUGGCGGAGAAACUGGAGAACUGUAGUCUGGACUCUUUCUUGUCUGCGACUAAGAUGAGCCACAAAUCAGGCCGAAGAGAUGCAGCGACGUGUAAUUUCGUGAUCGAGGUAACUGCAGCCACCCGUAAAGCCCUGAUGUCGCAAGAGCGAGUUUUUAUCAAUUGGUCUUCCUGCCCUGUUCGAGACUUCACUCUGGUGACCAGAUGCUACAAAUGUCAGCAGUACGGACAUGCUGCUAAAUCAUGUCGUCAAACCUCUUUUACCUGCAGCCAUUGCGGAGAACAAGGCCAUACUAUCAAGGAUUUUACAAAGAAGUCAGAUGAACCCAAAUGUGCAACUUGUCUGCACUUCAAAAAGCCCGCCAACCACACGACAGGUGCUACUGAAUGCCCGGCAAAAACCAUGGCCGAACAAAGUGGUGGCCCUGAGGUUAGGAUGUCGAUUAUCGUGCAUGAGGACGCGGGUUCGAAACCUGGCGAGUACCAAUAUGACACCAACGACAUAUGUUUAAUUAAAGCUAAACCGGGGACAAACGUAGUGGCAUCGGAGACACUACUGCGGUUACCACUUUGCAAGCUGGCGAGUAUAGCACAAGGUGAUGCCAAGGUGGAGCUGAUGACUGCUCUAGGAUAUGAAGACGAUGACUCCAUUGGCACAACGACGUUAAGACGGAUAACAGAUGUAGUAGAUGAUUCAGAUAUAAACAAACAGACACAAAUGAUUAUAGUAACUGCCGCACAUUUCAAGUUGGGGCUCAAUACCAUUUUUAAUACCACUUCUUCUGGCCUGGAAGGAAUUUUAAGAAAUUCAAACAAAUCCAUAGCCUUGAAUAAAAUCAAACAAAAACUUUUUGUCCAAAUUGAUGAAGUCGGUGUUGCCAGAUUCAUACAUUUUGAAAAUAUGGGACCACCACAAGCACAGGAAUCAUAUUUUGAAAAUUCGCCCCAAUUCACUGCGGACAGACCAUUCUACUUUGACAUUUCGUUGGACUUUGAUAAUGCGCGAUAUGAAAUGUUCACUGGUGUCUAUUAUGGGCCUGAAGAAACAGCUUCUGCCAAUGAAAUGCAAAUAAAGGCAUCUAAAUAA